AUGAAAUUGAGGCAUGUUAUUCAAUCUAAAUAAACAGAGUUUAUUAAAAUAUAUCAAAACUAGAUAGGAAUGCAAAAGAGUGAAUUGUUGAAUUAGAGAAAUCAAAUAAUUAAAUUAGAACCCUCAUAAUAUAAUUUAUUUAAGAUCAAAGAGAAGAAAAAUAAUUAUUUAACAAUUUAUAAUAGGAAUUACAAUUAUGAAUAAUAAUAAAUAUAAUUAUAUAAUAAAAUGAAAUGCGAAGUGAAAACUGUUAAACUAAAAAUUCUAGGACUGACUGAUUUAAGUAAAAUUAUCAGAAAUUCUUCUUAUGAAAUAAAAGUAUAUUUUGGAGGUGCAAGAAAAGAAACUAAAAUAUUAAAUUACUAUGUUGGUAUAUAAUUAUAUAAUUAGAUUAGCAUCUGAAUAAAUUGAAAUAAAUUAGGAUUUAGAAUUGAGCAGUAUUCAUGGAAAACAAUUACAAUUUUGGUUAUUUGAUAAAUUGAAAAAUAAGUUUAUUGGAGCAGGAUCUUAUGAAUUGAGUGAAAACUAGGUUGAAGGAUUUCAAUUAUUAGAUUUAAAAAUUGAUUCAGUUAUAACAUCUGUUUUAAUGUUUGAAUUGGCUGUUGAAGUUAAGGAUAUUUAUUAGCCUGUAAUUUUAGAAGACGAUAAUGUGAUUUUGAAGAAAGAUGACUCAGAAGAAAAAAGAAAAGAAGAAGAAAGGAUGGAACAAGAAGAGAAACUUAGAAAAUAAUAAGAAGAGGAAAGGAGAUUAUUAUAAAAAUAAAAUAAAGUUUCGAUUGUUACAUUAACUAAUAGAUAUGUUGAAGAUUAAUCUUAUUAUUGA
This is a messenger RNA of Paramecium pentaurelia, 823 nucleotides long. Lineage: Eukaryota; Ciliophora; Oligohymenophorea; Peniculida; Parameciidae. The record is from the annotation of a GenBank genome assembly.